This is a messenger RNA of Spirometra erinaceieuropaei, 4678 nucleotides long. NCBI's taxonomy places the organism in Eukaryota, Metazoa, Platyhelminthes, Cestoda, Diphyllobothriidea, Diphyllobothriidae. The record is from the annotation of a GenBank genome assembly.
AUGGGCUCGCCCCUUGGCCCGCUUUUGGCGAAUAUCUUCAUGGGAAAAUUAGAAGCUGUCCAGUUACGUCACCAGAUCAACGGUCUACGAUACUAUGGGCGAUACGUGGAUGAUAUAUUCGCGAUUGCACCGAAACUAAGCGACAUCUCAAUGCUACUGCAUGACAUAAAUCAAGCGCACCCAGCAAUAAAAUUCACUCUGGAAGAAGAACAGGCCGGUUCACUUCCCUUUCUGGAUGUGCUUCUGAGUAGAAGACCUGACGACAGCAUUCGACGUAGCGUUUAUCGUAAGAAAACGUGGUCCGGACAAUACACCCAUUUUGGGAGUUUCGUACCGCUAAACGUUAAACGUAAUUUAGUCCGCUGUUUGACAGAAAGAGUGAGAAGAAUCUGCUCAGCCGAUAGCGUUGAGAAAGAGCUUAAGAUCAUCGAAAGCCUAUUUCGCCAAAACGGGUAUCCUGACCGAUUCAUCGCUAAGAACAUGGCCGAAAGACCGCAAAAGCCCCCGAUGCUGACGGCGGGAAAGAAAAGGCUCUUUAUCAGGGUCCCAUUUCAAGGGGAUGCACCAAGUGAACUUCUGAGAAGACGCCUAACCCAAGCUGUAGCACAGACCUUUCCAGCAGCUGACACCCGUGUAUUGUUCUCCACCAGUCCCAUCCUAUACGGAGAGGGCAAGGACAAACUACCAGCUCAGACCACCUCUAUGUGUAUGUACUCCUUCACCUGCUCCUGUGGGGCAGAAUAUAUUGGUCGCACGAGCCGGCGUUUAUCCAAAAGAAUGAAAGAACAUCUCCCAGCAUGGUUAGGAAAGGGACAAAUUAAGAACAUCAACAGCUCGAUCCUCGCGCACAUGGUAGACACAGGCCACCGUGUAGACGCCACAGAGGCCUUCAGAGUGAUCUACAAGGUCCCAUCAAGCUAUCCAAAACUGCUUGGGCAGCGCUUGUUGGCAACGGCAGAGGCGGCUGCAAUUAGGCUACGCCGGCCGGUCCUAUGCGCGCAGAAGAAUUUCGUGCAGGCCCCACAGUUACCAUGGGCCAAAGCCACCAAGCCAGACACCCGCAUGUAACUGCAUUCGCCGGGACCCACCUUCCCCCUGGCGCCGACUGGAAUUAUGGUGUCUCACCCUCCCCCUCCCCUACCCUCCCCUAUCUACCCGUAUCUUUUGCAUUCAUUACUUCAAUAGCCAUAUAAAUGUACAGGCCAGAAGAGAAUUUAUCGAAAGCAAACGUAUGCUCGCCAAAUUGCCUUUUCAAAUUGUUUUCUAGGACUUCAUAUUCUAAACAGAAAAAUUUAAGUUACAUUUGACUGCCAUCCCUUUUCACAUAGGCCAGUGGUCGAACAAAAUUCCCCUUUCAUGCUUUUCGCAAACUUACCUGGGUAAGAUAAGCACUCAUAAUAAUUCGGCGGCAAACUUCAAAGUAUGUGCAUGGGAGUAAUUUUGCUGUAUUUUGGCAGGACAAUGCGCGGACUCGAUGAAGCUUUAACAACGCAAAGCCCUUCUGCAGCUUCCUUUCGCUAACAUGUUUCAAUCGACAAUAUUACACUUUGUUUAGACUCAUGUGUUAUGGAGUAUGCGCCAAACUAAACCGUGGGCCAAAAAGCUAAAUUAACUCAUCUUUUUUAUCCAACACUGGGUCCGAAGAACUUGCAGACCCAACAAGUUUGUAAAAUAUCCUUAGACGUCAAGCAGGUCUCCAUGGACCUCAGUUCGCAAAUACAAACUUCUAUUUUUGUGUCUCAUUUUCCUGAGUCAUUACUUUUCUUAACUUCUUCAAUUGUCUUCUGGUGGAGAGGAUGUUGGAUAACGCAAAAUAGCACUAUUUUAGGUGAUAUUGGAUUAAAUAAUUCUCAAUAAUCGUUGACCUGCCAAGAUUCCUAUACGGAGAAUAAUUUUCCAAAAGCCGUUUUUUCGCCAAUUCGCUUUAAACGACAUUAGAGGCACUUUUUGAUGUUGAAGAAAAAACCUGCAUUUUGCAAUCUUCUUAAACACCAUAACAACUGUAUAUAUUAAUUUCCGUGUAGUCCUGACUAUUUUUAGGGAAACUGCGAUCAUUGAAGUACGUUGAACACAAAGAUUUCGGAAGUAACAAACCAUUAUCUCUGCAGACAUGAAAGUUGUUAAUUUACAAAGUGAAAACAAGGUCGAAAAGUAAAUCAACUUGGAAGUGAUCGCGGAAUUACACCAAUUUAUAUUGCUUUCUACCCGUUCAUGAUUCUUUUAUUGCGGAAUUGCGUAUACCAAUACAUUCAUGUACAUAUGGUAGCAUAUAGGGAAAAAAAGUCUGGGUGUAGAUGGACACAGACCUAUUUCGAGCUUGUUUGUCUUGAUUCGGUCAACUGUAACCCUGGUCACCAACGGGGAUAAGAAAAACAAACAUGCCUACACACACCUGGCCCAGCUGGAUCACCACCGGGGUCUACCAGAUGGGUCAUAAGCACUUCAUUUAACCGGAGUUUAGUAGUGCCUUUCUUGCCACCUAAAUAUGAAUGCAUAUAUAUAAAUAUAUAUUUAAUGUUAAAUGUUCACUUUCAUCACAGUCAAAGGCAGCUAAUAUAUGCACAUACGACCAUUAACGCAUGUUCUAGGUUGGUAUUUUUUUGACCUGUAAGUUUACCAUCAAAUUUGACCUAGACCAUGGUAUGCGAGUCAAAAAAUAUUUGCAAGUCUCUCCACAUUUACUUGGUUAAAUAUCCCCUCCAGCAGUCUUGUUGGUUUAUCUUUCCUCAUUUGCAUUCUUGAGACGCGGGAUCUGAAAUAAAAUAUGUGUCGAUUUUACCAUUCUUGGCGCAAGAGGGAUGGAUUACAGGAAUUACCUGAAUGAAAGUACCACAGGCCAUAGAAGACGCUGAAGAGAAGGACCUGCCGCAGUUUUUCUUAAGUCAUCAAAAGAUCGUUUUUUGAACUGUAGAUUAGCUGUUCGAGCUAAAGCAAUUAUGCAAAAAUUAGUUUUAGCGGGAUGCCCACAUUGUCUCUCGACCCGUUUUACGCGUAUUAACAACUGGUCGAUGCAAAUGCCAGACUAGUCGUAGAGAUUUACUGUUAAUAUGCAGUUGUGAAUAAUUAGCCCAAUCUAAGACGUUGUCUGUCAGUGUUUAUCAAGAAGUCAUCAGUGAAGAUCAAACCAUAAAUAUGGCCAGCGUGUGGUUUGAAUGCUGAGACUAUGGUUUGUCAGCUCGUAUUCCUUUGGGUAUUUCGCAAGUAGUUCGCAGCCAAGAGAAUGGCUGAAUGUUAUGACUGCUAUUUGGUGUUAAAAAAUCAUUCUGAUAAGACGAUGAACUCGACAGUACAAGACAGCCUAUACACAGCUCCACAAACUAAAGUGCGGAGUGAUUAGUUCUUUGGUAGCAUGUCCAUAUGGGGAUAGAUAUUUACCCGUGAUAGUAGACAGGCAGAGCUCCUACAAACCUUCAGUAUAAAGAUACUGAUAGUCCAUAGCCGGUUCUUUUAAACAUGCGGUUAUCUACGAGCCUCUGUCAGUGUCGUUUUUGUUUCUUGCACGGUCUUUUACGAAAAGACAGUAAAUGCUCUUUAACCUCCAGGGUUAGCAUGUUUUCGCGUGAUACACGGACAUGCACGGGUAGGGCGCGUUAUUUGCCAUUUGCGGGUGGUGACAGCUCCGCAUGUCCCUUAACUGGCACCCAGUUCUCAUCUCUGGCUCCCCGAAGUUAGGUUUUGCCUGGCGGCAAGAACCCGGUAGCCGCUAAGCCAGAUGAGAGUGUACGUCUUCGCAUCUGCCCCCAGAAUCGGACAUUUUUCUCCACUUCCCGUUCUCCCCAUCUCCACCGUCAAAAACAUCAUAUAGUGAGGACGACAUGCAAUCCCGUGGGCGGCGCGAAAUGACUCGGGUCGUUCUUCACUUAACGAAGCGCUGACAGAUAGUGGAGAUUGGCAGCCGUCUGAGAUCGCUAAGCAGCCCUAGUUACGAAAAGCGCUGCUUAUCUCCUCAAGAGAAGAACUAAAAUCUGUGCCUAAAACAAAUUCUGAUUCACGUCAUCUGCAAGCUGACCGUGGCUCUCAGAUUUGCAGCUAACGGUCGAAACAAGAACAUAAGCAAAAACCCUUGUCUCCAUCUUCAGCCCAACUCAACAGGCUUUUAAGAAACUCGGCGCACUUUGGAAGGCACGAAUAAUCGUUCUCGUUUAGACAACCUGAGGAGCAACCAGUCACAGAGGACUACGAGGCUAGUGGCUAGAGAACUGGCAGACCAUAAGAUUAACAGUGCUGCUCUCAACGAGACGCGCUCUUCCAAGCAGAGCCAACUGGACGAGGCGGAUGCCGGCUACGCUUCCUUCGGAGGGGACCGUCCAAAGGCAAAGCUACGCUACAAUGACAUCAUAUUUGCCAUCUUAGACAAUAUUGUUGGACGACUGUUCUGUCUGCCGCAGAGCAUCAACGAUCGCUUCAUGACCCUCUGCAUGUCUUUUCAGGGAAGCGUAUUCGCCAUGAUCGUCAGCGUCUACGCUCCCCAACGAAACACUCCAACGAUGUGAAGAACAAGUUCUACGAAGGCCUUUACGUCCUCAUGGCGACUGUGCUGAAGGCGGACAAGCUGACUGUCUUUGGUGACUUCUUUGACCGUGUUGAGCUGGAUUGCUGGGUCCACAUGGAACCGGUGAAUGCAACAAAGUCGGCCACUUCCGUCUGCGUACCUACGCAGAAUUCCGCCUCCAGCUGA